UACAACUACUAGUACUGUGUUUUGUCAUCAUUUCUGGCACAAAAUAAGCGUUUUCGCUGUUUUUUUCUGUCAGAAUCUGUGACUGAAAGGCGCAUGAACACAAUGUUGGUGAAUUUUGGUGAAGUUUUGGCGGUAUUUUCCCUGUUUUUGGCGUUUUGUACGGCGAAGAGAGACCCGGAGUUGUACUGUGGAGCUUGCCAUGUACUGCUAGACGAGAUCGAAUACGAGAUCAAACAGGUCGACCCCAGAAAAACUGUCCAAGUCGGGAGCUUCAGGGUGGAUCCGCAGGGGAACCAGAAAACAUGGGAGGUCCCAUUGGCCCGAUCUGAGGUGUUCCUUACUGAGGUUGUGGAGUCGAUCUGUGAGCACAUGAACCAGUAUGCACAGAGCACCAACCCACAGACGCAGAAGAAGACCUACGUCAGGACCAGCUCCAGAAAAGGAGAGACCCUCACCCUCUCCAACAUCUCCAUGAACCAGGAAAUCAGCAAGGCACUUAGGUUUGCUUGUGAGUCCAUCAUCGAAGACUAUGAGGACGACAUAAUUAAGCUGUUCUCCAAAGAAGGACCAAAGUUACAUGAGCUGCAGAACAAAUUUUGCAUGGAUACAACAGAGCUUUGCUCAGAUCCGGUAUCAGAGAAACAAGUCACAAAACCAGCGGCAGAAACAGCAGAAGCGGAGACAACAGAAGCAGAGACAACCGAAUCUGAGGGUGCUGAACCAGAAACAAAAGAAUCAGAUCUAGAGGGAACCCAACCAGAGGCAACAGAGAUACACGAGGAUUUGUGACCAGGUCUUCUUGUACAAUAACACGUCGAAAAUCAUUCCAGUUCAAAGUUGUCAUGUAUUGAAUCCAAAUGUCCUUUGUAUCUAUUAAGUCUUUUA
This is a messenger RNA of Branchiostoma belcheri (Belcher's lancelet), 885 nucleotides long. Its product is annotated as protein canopy homolog 2-like. Bases 94 to 789 code for a protein of 231 amino acids. The transcript is spliced from 5 exons. NCBI's taxonomy places the organism in Eukaryota, Metazoa, Chordata, Leptocardii, Amphioxiformes, Branchiostomatidae. Gene Ontology annotation, cellular component: endoplasmic reticulum. The record is from RefSeq and is a predicted model, not a curated record.